AUGCUUGACCAGCUCAAAGACUGCACGCAUGAGCUCCUCAACGGGAAGCUCAAGUUGGACGCCAUGGCUGCGUUCUGCCCACCAGCUCAGGCUACCCACAUGAAUGAGGUGCGCGUACAGUCGGACAAAAAGCAAGAAAACCAAUGUCACGAAUAUGGCACCACCGAUGGAGGGAAGGAGCUACAACAAGGACAAGAAAAGGCACAAGCCAACGAAGAGCGCCUUGGUCCUUUCUGCCCAUGCUUCUUGACGCAGCUUACGCUCACGCUGAGACCAGGCAUCAACCACUUGGUUGAUGAGACAAGGAGCAGGAGCAUCUUUGCGUGA
This is a messenger RNA of Symbiodinium natans, 327 nucleotides long. Lineage: Eukaryota; Dinophyceae; Suessiales; Symbiodiniaceae. The record is from the annotation of a GenBank genome assembly.